AUGAACAAGCCGCGAAGAAAAUAUAAAGAUUACGAUGAGAGCUUACUAAACAUUGCUGUAGGUCUCGUUGAAAAUAAAAAUAUUACUUCAUACGACGCUGAGAAACAAUUUGGUAUCCCUCGCCGCACGAUUUUAAAUAAAGUAAAACAAAAACACACGAAAAAAGUCGGAUGUCCCACCAAACUGCCACCAGCUGAUGAACAGAAAAUAGUCAGUUGUUUAGUUCUUUGUGGAGAAUAUGGGUAUCCUGUUACUAGCUUUGAAUUAAGGUCAAUCGUACAUGAUUACUUAAUCAAAAAUGGACUCAGUAAUAUUUUUAACAUCAAAAUGCCGGGUCAGAAGUGGGUAAGAAACUUCUUGAAACGCCACAAAAAUGUCCUGACGGUGCGUUCUACAAAUAAUAUUAAAGAAUCCCGAGCUAGUAAGAGUGUAAAGGACUACAAUACAUAUUUUGAAAAUUUGAAGAUUUCAUUGCAUAAUGUCAAACCAGAUCAUAUAGUGAACUAUGAUGAGACCAACUUUUCCGAUAACCCAGGAUCUCAAAAAUGCAUAUUUAAAGCAGGUACUAAAUACCCAAACAAAACACUAAACAAUACCAAGACGGCGAUAUCUGUUAUGUUCUCAGCUACGGCAGGUGGAGAAAUUUUCCCACCAUAUGUCGUAUACAAAGCAGACAAUUUGUGGACAAAUUGGUGUGCAAACGGGCCUGAAGGAACCAGAUACAACAAAACCAAAUCUGGUUGGUUCGAUUCGUAUACUUUUGAAGAUUGGUUUAAUACCAUAAUCAUCCCAUGGGCAGUGAAAACCACUGAUCCUAAAGUUUUAAUUGGAGACAAUUUAUCGUCACAUAUGAAUAUAAAUAUAAUAACUAAGUGUGAAGAACAUAAUAUCAGAUUUAUCUUUAUGCCACCUAACUCCACUCACCACACUCAACCUCUUGAUGUGGCCUUUUUCGGCCCAUUGAAGAGAGAAGGAGGAGAAUUUUAA
Parnassius mnemosyne (clouded apollo) is the source of this 987-nucleotide messenger RNA. The record is from the annotation of a GenBank genome assembly. NCBI's taxonomy places the organism in Eukaryota, Metazoa, Arthropoda, Insecta, Lepidoptera, Papilionidae.